AUGGGGAGACAGGAAGAAGGAAUUGAUUUAGGAGGGCCGAGGAGGGAGUACUUACGGCUACUGAUGGAGACCAUCGCAAGAUCUCCAAUGUUUGAGGGGAAGGAAAACUGCAAAAGCCUGGCUCUUGACAGUACUGCUCUACGAGAGGACCGGUACUACUUAGCUGGAAGAGCAAUUGCAGUAAGUUUGGUGCAUGGCGGUCCUCCACCAAACUUCCUAUCACCAACCAUCUUCUCACUACUUGUAAAGGGUUCAGCCAAUCCAGCUCUUGAGGAAAUUGCUGAUCCAGAACUCCUUAAGAAAGUCAGAAAGGUAUCUGAAAGUACAACAGCUGAGGAGCUUGAGGAGUCGAUGGCACCUCUACUUGACUACCUGGCAAAUGCAGGAUGUCUAAGGCCAGUGCAUUCAGACAGUGACAGGGAGCUGCUGGUUAAGGACAUAGUGAUGUUUCAGGUUGUCCACAGGGUCCAAGGUCCAUUUCAAAGAUUCUGUGAAGGCAUGAAGACACUUGGUGUACUUGAUGCAGUCAGAAAACAUCCUGACAGCUUUAAGCCGUUGUUCUGCUACGAGGAACAUCUUCUCAGUGCUGACCAGAUGGACAAUCUCUUCAUCAUUCAACUCUCUCCAGAAGGGAGCAACAAGAGAACUGCAGAAGAGAGGGUUGUAACCUACUGGAGAGACUAUCUCCAGGAUGCAGAAGAAGAAGAAGGGCCAACCAAAGUACAGAAAAUAUUGGCCUUCACAACAGGAGCAACUGUGGUGCCACCCAUCGGCUUUUCCCCUACACCUUCGGUCGAAUUCAUUCACAAUGGAGAGGAUGACUUUGCCUCAACCCCAUUGUUUCCUAUUGCCAACACAUGUGUCAACUGCAUCAGGUUGCCACUACAUGAGUCAUACGGAGUCUUUAAAGACAAGUUUGAUUUUGCUUUAGGGAACACAUAUGGGUUUGGCAGGUCAUGA
Molecule: messenger RNA, 960 nt
Organism: Gymnodraco acuticeps
Lineage: Eukaryota; Metazoa; Chordata; Actinopteri; Perciformes; Bathydraconidae
Product: G2/M phase-specific E3 ubiquitin-protein ligase-like
Exons: 5
Coding region: 1-960 (319 amino acids)
Cellular component (GO): nucleus
Molecular function (GO): ubiquitin-protein transferase activity
Source: RefSeq, a predicted model, not a curated record